Callorhinchus milii (elephant shark) is the source of this 4540-nucleotide messenger RNA. RefSeq names its product SNF related kinase a (gene snrka). Gene Ontology annotation, biological process: microtubule cytoskeleton organization; protein phosphorylation; intracellular signal transduction. The transcript is spliced from 6 exons. The record is from RefSeq and is a predicted model, not a curated record. Gene Ontology annotation, molecular function: protein serine/threonine kinase activity; tau-protein kinase activity; ATP binding. Lineage: Eukaryota; Metazoa; Chordata; Chondrichthyes; Chimaeriformes; Callorhinchidae. Gene Ontology annotation, cellular component: cytoplasm. Bases 197 to 2449 code for a protein of 750 amino acids.
CGCUUAUUUGGGUUAGAAACGAGAAUCUUUCCUGACAAACGAACCUCACUGUAGUCGUUGAGGAUUCAUCACAUUCACCAGUAAAGAAAAUGGAUUCAUUGCCUGGAAUGAACUUUUUGAAAAAAAACAUAGAUUAGUGAUUAUCCAGCUUUGGAUAUAAGAAUCUUAUUCUGCUGUUUCCAGAUUUGACAACAGCAUGGCAGGCUUCAAGCGUGGAUAUGAUGGCAAGAUUGCUGGGCUGUAUGACUUGGAUAAAACAUUGGGCAGGGGUCAUUUUGCUGUGGUAAAACUUGCACGUCAUGUUUUCACUGGAGAAAAAGUAGCAGUGAAAGUCAUCGAUAAGACAAAACUGGAUUCUGUAGCUACAGGACACUUGUUCCAGGAAGUAAGAUGCAUGAAACUGGUACAACAUCCCAACAUUGUGCGUCUAUAUGAAGUGAUUGACACACAGACAAAACUUUAUCUUAUUCUGGAACUGGGAGAUGGAGGCGAUAUGUUUGAUUACAUCAUGAAGCAUGAAGAUGGUCUCUCUGAAGAACUAGCAAAAAAGUACUUUGCUCAGAUAGUUCAUGCAAUAUCUUAUUGUCAUAAGUUGCAUGUAGUUCAUAGAGACCUGAAGCCAGAAAAUGUGGUUUUCUUUGAACAACAAGGAAUUGUAAAGCUUACCGAUUUUGGGUUUAGCAACAAAUUUCAGCCUGGAAAGAAGUUAACAACAAGCUGUGGGUCACUUGCAUAUUCUGCACCAGAGAUUCUACUUGGAGAUGAAUAUGAUGCACCUGCAGUUGAUAUUUGGAGCCUGGGAGUGAUACUUUUCAUGUUAGUAUGUGGGCAACCUCCAUUUCAAGAAGCAAAUGAUAGUGAGACACUCACUAUGAUCAUGGACUGCAAAUAUACAGUACCGACGCACGUCUCCAAAGAAUGCAAAGAUCUUAUUAAUCGGAUGCUUCAGAGAGAUCCAAAAAGAAGAGCCUCAUUAGAAGAGAUUGAGAACCACCCCUGGCUUCUUGGAAUUGACCCCUCACCUGCAACUAAGUAUAACAUACCACUUGUCUCUUACAAGAAUCUCUCAGAAGAAGAACAUAAUGGUAUUAUACAGCGAAUGGUGCUUGGCGACAUAGCAGACCGAGAAACUAUUAUUGAGGCCCUGGAAACUGACAAGUAUAAUCACAUCACUGCCACUUACUUCUUGCUUGCUGAGAGAAUCCUGAAGGAAAAACAGGAGAAAGAAAUCCAGAACCGAUCUGCCAGUCCAAACAGCAUUAAAGCUCAAUUCAGACAGUCUUGGCCUACAAAAAUUGAUGUGGCCCAAAAUAUUGAGGACAUUACAGCAUCGGCCAUCACUCACACAUCUGUUCCUGGCAGCUGUUCACCAGCACGUACUGCAGAGACAUUGAAUGGGCACAGAAUAAAACCGGGUGAGCCAGAAAAAAAAGAAGAAUCGUCUGGAUUAGGGGUCAAGGCUACUGCUAGUGGAAGGACGUGUCUCUUUAGAGUGGAUGAGGAUGAGGAGGAAGAUGAUGAUGACAAAAAAGCAAUUCCUCCUCCUGCCCAGGUGGUUUUGCGAAGGAAACCUUCCAUAACAAACAGACUUACUACUAGAAAGAGUGCUCCUGUCCUCAAUCAGAUCUUUGAAGAAGGGGAAUCGGAUGAUGAUUUUGAUAUGGAUGAAAACCUACCUCCCAAACUCAGUCGACUAAAGAUGAACAUAGCUUCUCCAGGCACUGUGCACAAGCGCUUUCACAAAAGGAAAAGUCAAGGAAGAGGUUCAAGCUGCAGUAGCUCAGAAACCAGUGAUGAUGAUUCAGAAAGCCGUAGGCUGCUGGACAAAGACAGUGGGUUCACUUAUUCAUGGCAUCGCCGUGACAGCAGUGAGGGGCCCCCAGGAAACGGCGGUGAUGGAAGUGGGCAAGGCAAACCGAGUGAUGGGACUGCUGGCCUCGAUAAAAGCAGUCCAAGUGAUAGCAACAAGGGGGGAAGCAGCCCUUCUAAUGAUUCUAGUGGGAGCACCAAUAACACUGGAUCAUCAACACGCAGCCGUGCAGCACACGGAAAUUCUACUCAAUCACCUAAAAGUGCAGAGGAUCUGUUAGAGAGUCUGAAAUUCGUGAGCCUUUGCCUCGGAUCACAAUUGCAUAGUAACAGUAGUAAAUACAUUAUUGAGCCACAAAAAAAUAGCACUUCUGCAAGCAUCAAAAUUCAUGAAAAGACAACCUGGAAAAUGUGCAUCACCUCAACCAAUAUAGAGCGCUCUUUGUCUGUUGGCAGCAGUAACUCCUAUUCUGAUAUGUUGAAUGAGCUUGAAAUGUCAAAAGAAAACAAUAUGAACUUAAAAAACAAUGUUCUACAGCUACCUCUUUGUGAGAAAACUAUUUCUGUGAAUAUUCAGCGGAGCCCUAAGGAGGGACUGCUAUGUACCUCCAGUCAGACUAGUUGCUGUCAAGUUAUUUAGUUUGUUUGACCUAACGAUGACUUGUUUCUUGCUAGGUUACAAAUGUGACCCUCCUUAUCGCAGUGAAAUUGUUCCUUUUUUNGUCUUCAGCUUUUAAUGGGAUUUGAGUUAUUUAUUUCUAUGUUUUAAUUUGUUUGCUAUAUAUGACAAUGCAUGGUCUUUUUGCAUGCUGCUCACUGCUGCUUUAUUUCUGGCAAACAAAAAUUAGUGCAGAAUUUCCACAUCUGUAUGGUUUAACCUAGGAAUUUAGCAUCAACCUCUUAGUUGUGUCUGUGCUGAAGCUAAAUGCAGUUUAAGCAAAUGGAGCACUUUGUAACUCCACAUAUAGCACUUAAUGGAGAAAAUGAUGAAUCUGUUCUGAAAAAUGACAUAUUUUGUACUGAUCAAAGAAUGUGAGGUGAAGUGAUGUACUCUAAUCCGUCUGACAGAAAAGAACCAAAGCAAUAACAUAAUGAACAUUGCAGCUCCUGUGACAAAAUGCAGUCUGCAGAGCAGUUGAAACCCACACUGGAUGGUCUUAACAUUUUAAAGCGAGUACAGGUCAAUUCGAAGUAGGCUACUCAGUAUUAACUUAAACUCAGGGAAAGGCAAACUUGUGCAGGAUUUCUGCUUUGAAGUGCCCUAAUGUUGGAAGUAACUCGACUAGUUACUUGUAUACAUGGCACAACGCUGCCCUAAAUGGGAGAAAGCACUGCACUAAGGUUAGCCUGUCUCUUAGUAUAUGUAUGUUUGUGUAAACCUGGUCUUAUCAGCUGUAUGGGGUAAAUCAUAUGGUGUAGUGACUGGAACUAUAUAAAACUAAGUGACAUUGUAUUUUAAAGAUAGUAUUAAGAUGGGGUUUUCUUGAAAGGCAAUGUCGGUAUCAAAGUCAUUUAGAUGUUGCUCUGUCCCACAGGGAGUUUGAAUCUCUUUCAGAUUUAGAUUUCAGGAAAUGGACAUAAUUUGACAUUGAAAUUCCAAGUGAGGUUCUUGCAGAACAUAUGCAUAGACAUACUUGAUCUGGAUAGUGACUAUCCAGGUGGAGAAGAGAGAUGAGUGGAGACUUCUUGUAGGGCUGAGUUGGUUUGGCAAUGGAAGAUCAGAACCAAAUGCAAAGUUCAAGGUGGACCAGCUAUCCUGGCUCAAUGACAGGACUUAUGAGUCACUCGGAGCUGAUAUUCUUCUUGCUCAGUUCCUAAUAACCUGCAAUCCAAAGCUCGAAUGGAUAGGGAGUGAUGAUUGGACAAGCAAUGGGAAGCUGAUCAGUUCUCCUGUUUUGGCUUGUUAAAAGCCACAGGUACUACAGUGUUAAAUCCAAGAAUCCUGAACCCUGACAACACUUUCUGAGAUUAGGAAAGCAGGGUGUGCGUGUGUUCCAUACCACAUGUGGAACACUGUAGUUUGCUUUGAUAGGUUUCCAUGUAUCAGAUAUCCAGCUGACCAAAAUACAAUCAAACUCCAUCUGAGCAGAAUUGUCAUUUAUAAGCCAGAUAUGCACCUGCUUCCUUGAAAUGUUUACUGGCAGAGCUCUUUUUUAGAGGCCCUUCAUUAAUUGUUCAAUGGUUGAUGUGUGUUCCAAGCCACACUGUAAGACAUGGGAUGGGUUAGUUUACAUUUAAGGUAUACUAGCAUUCCACUUUAGUAACUGAUUAAAUUGUGGGAAAUAUAACUAGUGAAGUGAAUUUGCAGUAAUUGUGUAGUAGCUGUUUUUAGACUAUUGUAAAUAUGUUUCAUUUAUAUUUUAUGGUGUACAGCCUUGUGAUGCCACCUUUUAGACUACCAGCCUGUGUACAAUGUAUGUAAAUAUUUGUGUAUAUACGGUGCUGAAAAAACUGCAAUGUUGACUAUGUAAAGUGCAUAGCUCUAGAAUUAGAUUAAUAUAGGGGAAAACUUGGUGGUAAGUUUGUAAUCUGUAUGGAAUUGUCCAAGUAAAUGAACGUGCAUGUGUUUGUUGUGUUGCAUCAUUUGGUGCAAAGAAUGGAAAAAAAAUAACCACUACUUAUGGAUAUUAUUGGACCAAAUAAUGUAAUAGCUUAAAGCAUAACAUCCCAUGCCCAACCUGUCUUUAAAAUUUGUAUAUUUCAUGUCUGAAUUAAAUAUUGUGACAGACUA